This is a messenger RNA of Candidozyma duobushaemuli, 2304 nucleotides long. Its product is annotated as cysteine--tRNA ligase. The transcript has a single exon. Gene Ontology annotation, biological process: cysteinyl-tRNA aminoacylation. Gene Ontology annotation, molecular function: cysteine-tRNA ligase activity; ATP binding. Gene Ontology annotation, cellular component: cytoplasm. The coding region runs from base 1 to 2304 and encodes 767 amino acids. NCBI's taxonomy places the organism in Eukaryota, Fungi, Ascomycota, Pichiomycetes, Serinales, Metschnikowiaceae. The record is from RefSeq and is a predicted model, not a curated record.
AUGGUCAGAAAACUCUUCUCUCGUCUAGCCAUGAGUACCACCACAGCAGCAAGAAAAGUCACCCAGCCGCAUUGGUACCCUCCCAAAGUACCUGCAGGCGAAAAGCCAGCCUUGAAGCUCUACAACUCCCUCACCAGGAACAAGGAGACCUUUGUGCCUUUGAACCACAACCAGAUAACGUGGUACUGCUGUGGUCCCACCGUGUACAACCACGCCCACAUGGGCCACGCAAGAAACUACGUGUGCAGCGACAUUUGUCGUCGUAUCUUGCAGGACUACUUUGGCUACAACGUGGAGUUUGUCCAGAAUGUGACUGAUAUUGAUGAUAAGAUCAUUGUGGCUGCACGUCACGAGUAUUUGUUUGAGCAGAUGGAGGCUCAGUACAAGGAGGUGGACGAGGUGCUUCUAGAACACGCCAAGACCUACUUGAAGGAGUAUGUGGCGAAGAACCUUGCUGGUUUUGAUGCCGAGUUGCCUGGUUUGGUGGCAUGGCUUGAUUCCUUGAAUCUUCAGGAAUUGGCUGUCGAGCAGCCCAAGCUUCCCAUGUACGCCAAGGCGGCCCGUGAGGCCCACCAGGCGAUUUUCAAGCCGGAAACGGAUGUUAAGCGUUUUUUGGCGGCCGUGAAAGACGUUCUGGUGCCCAGUUUGGACAAAAAAUACGGUUCCACAGUCACAGACCCGGAGAUCUUCAGGAAGUUGCCUGCUUUCUGGGAAAACAAGUUCAACCAGGACAUGGACAGGCUCAAUGUGCUCCAGCCCACCGUCACUACCCGUGUGAGCGAGUAUGUUCCUGACAUUAUAGCAUUUGUGGAGAGGAUCAUCAGCAACGGUUUUGCGUACGCCACAAAGGACGGUUCGGUGUAUUUCGACACGGUGCGUUUUGAAAACGAUCCCAACCACGAUUACGCCAAAUUGCAACCCUGGAACAAGGGUCUGUUGGAGCUUAUCAACGAUGGAGAAGGCUCCUUGUCUCUAGACGGCACUUCCAAGAAACUGCCUGCGGAUUUUGCCUUGUGGAAAGCUUCCAAGCCCGGUGAGCCUGCGUGGGACUCGAAAUGGGGUCCCGGUAGGCCAGGAUGGCACAUUGAGUGUUCUGUGAUGGCUUCGGACAUUUUGGGUGAAGUUAUUGAUAUUCACAGCGGAGGAGUCGACUUGUGUUUCCCCCACCACGACAACGAGCUUGCCCAGUCGGAAGCCUGCUUCAACAACAAGCAGUGGAUCAACUAUUUCAUGCACAAUGGCCAUUUGCACAUCCAGGGCCAGAAGAUGUCCAAAUCGUUGAAAAACUUCAUCACCAUAGAAGAGGCUUUGGAAACCCAUUCUGCCAGACAACUCAGGCUUGUUUUCGCCUUUGGCAACUGGGACAAGCCCAUUGAUUUCAAGGACGCCUUGAUCAGCGAGGUUAGGGCCUACGAGCUGACUUUGCUGAAGUUCUUCACCAACGUCCGUGCGUUGAACUCCGAUUAUAGACACGCCGUCUCGCAGGGCCAGUAUGUUUCCAAGAGACUCGGAGACGUGGAAAAGGCGCUUUUGGCUGAUUUGGCUCAGGCCCAAAAUGACGCUCACGCUGCUUUCUGCGAUAACCUCUCGACGCCCAUUGUGCUCAGAGUUGUUCAGGAAUUGGUCUCCAAAACCAACACCUACAUUCAAUCGACGGUGACGGGCGAAAACGAGUUGCGUCUUGAGCCUGUGCUUGCGAUCACCAAGUGGAUCGUGAAAAUCCUCGAUAUUCUCGGUUUCCCUGCCAGAUCCGACGGUUUGGGCUGGGAAGACGGCGUUGAAAGCGGAUCUGGUGGUUCUUCUGAGGAAAUCGCCAUGCCAUACGUCAAAGCGCUUUCGCAGUUCAGAGACACCGUUCGUGAAUUGGCCAAAAACAAGGCUGAAUCUUCUGCUAUCUUGCAAGCUUCCGACGCCUUACGUGCUGACCUCAUCAACCUCGGCAUUUCCCUCGACGACAGGCCCAACGGUGGAGCUUUGGUGAAGUUCCUCAACGAGCAGGAAAGAGCCGAGUUCCUCAAACAGCAAGAACUCAAGAAGGAGCAGGCGCUCCAAAAGGAGAAGAAAAAGCAGGAGCAGGCUGCCGCCAACGCCAAAAAGGAACAGGAGAGACUCGAAAAGGCCAAGGUGCCUCCACAGGAUCUUUUCAAGGACACCAGUUUGUACUCUGAGUGGGACGAGCAGGGCCUUCCUACGAAAACGGCUGCUGGCGAGGAGGUCACCAAAAGCAUGCGUAAGAAGUUGACGAAGCAACAGCAGCAGCAGGAGAAACUCCACCAGGAGUAUCUCCAGAAGGUUGGAAAUUAG